Molecule: messenger RNA, 2055 nt
Organism: Mastomys coucha (southern multimammate mouse)
Lineage: Eukaryota; Metazoa; Chordata; Mammalia; Rodentia; Muridae
Product: arylacetamide deacetylase-like 2
Exons: 5
Coding region: 34-1239 (401 amino acids)
Cellular component (GO): membrane
Molecular function (GO): carboxylic ester hydrolase activity
Source: RefSeq, a predicted model, not a curated record
CUAUCACAGCACACAGCUCGCAGUAGAUUCAUCAUGGGCUACAAGAGUCUGUGCUUUGGAUUCUCUUGUAUUUUAUUUGCUUAUUUUCUUUAUUCACCCAUUCCAGAGAAUAUUGAAGAGCCCUGGAAAGUGAGAUAUUUGGAUGCAACAGUAAAAGUGGUUUCAUAUAUGGCCACAUUAUUUGAAAACAUAGGUCUCAUGAAAUAUGAAAAAUUAUUUUCAACUUCAUCAGUAUUUUACAUUACACAAGCAGUUUCAGAUGAAAACGUUACAGUGAUUGACACAUACUUCAGUAACAUCCCUGUUCGUCUGUACGUGCCAAAGAGGAAGCCUGAAAGAAAGAGACCAGCUGUGAUUUACAUUCAUGGUGGUAUGUUUCUCUUCGGAAGUUGCAAAAUAAAAGCUUAUGACAACAUGAACAGGCUCACGUCGAACAAGCUUGGUGCUGUUGUUUUAGGAAUCAACUACAGACUUGCUCCUAAGUAUCCAUUCCCAGCUGCCCUCGAUGAUUGUGUUUCUGUGACCAAGUUCUUUCUCCAGGAUAAAGUUCUUGCCAAAUACAGAGUGGAUCCCACACGCAUCUGCAUUAUGGGAGACAGUUCUGGGGGUACCUUGGCAGCAACAGUGACUCAACUGCUACGGAAUGAUCCAGAAUUCAGAAAUAGAAUUAAGGCACAAGCCUUGAUAUACCCUGGCCUACAGAUGAUUGACACCUUUCUGCCAUCUCACCGAGAGUAUGCACAUGGUCCAAUCCUGAUCAGGGAGGUGAUGCUCAAGUUGCUGUCGCUAUAUGUGGCUAACGACUCAUCACUGAUCCAGGCCUCACUUAGAAAUGAGCACAUGCCCGAAGAAUCAAGGCACCUGUUCAAGUUUGUUAACUGGAGUGACUUUCUUCCUGAGAAGUAUAAAAAGAACCAUGUUUACACUGCACCAGUUCUUGGAAAAUUGAAUGCUUCCUAUCCAGCACUUGUGGACAGCAGACUGUUUCCUUUGCUAGUCAAUGACUCCCAGUUACAGAAUUUGCCAUUAACAUACAUUGUCACUUGUGAACAUGACCUAUUGAGAGAUGAUGGUCUCAUUUACAUCACUCGGCUUAGAAAUGUUGGAGUUCAAGUUAUUCAUGACCACAUAGAGGAAGGAGUACAUGGAGCCAUAUCAUUCACUACGGGAUCAGUGGUUUUACAACUAGGAUUCAAAAUAAGAAGUAGGUAUAUUCGUUGGUUAGAGGAAAACCUAUAAAUUAGAGAUACAUAAAUUAGAGGUAGCUAUGAAGUGAUUUAGUUAGAAAAAUACUCUGAUAGCUAUAUUUGAACUACUGUAUGAUGAAUGGGUAAAAAAUAAUCUGAGUUUUGGGUAACACUAUAUUUCAGUUUGAAUAAAGAGUACUGAAUGUUUGACUAAGGAUGCCGAACAUUUCUUUAGGUGCUUCUCGGCCAUUUGAGUUUCCUCAGUUGAGAAUUCUGUUUAGCUCUGUUCCUAAAGUUUGUGAAAUGGAAGCUAAGCAUGUGUUGUGAAUUUAGUUGGAAAUCUGAUCCUCAUCUCCAAACAUAUUUUUCUGCAGCUUGAUUUUUUUUUUGUUCAUCUCAACUACGAUUAGCUCAUUGAUUUCUUAGACUUCACUAUAUGAGCCUUUUCCCUGACCUUCAGACACUAAGCUAUUGCAAGAACAUCAGGAAAGGUUAACUACAAGGUUUCUUUGAUGUCAUUGAACCUAUAACAUCUUAAGUAACAUCAAUCUGCUUGUUGCAUUUGUAAAAGAAAAAGAAUGCUGCUAAUCAUAGCAAACUAGACAUGAUGAAAAUUGCUUCUUUCCAUUAAGUAUGAAUCACAGGUUGAGAAAGAAUUAGAAGGAUAUAGGUUGCCAUGGAAAGUGUCAUGGUUUCCCUCAGAUGACAGUUUAUUUUUUGAGAAGACAUAACCAAAAUAGGAGAGGGAAGGACCUAGGGACCUGAUAAAGUACCCAAUCUAGAGACUGCUUAGCAAAAUCCAGCUUAAAUCCCUCAAUCCUGAUAAAAAGCUCCUAAAAAUAAAGAUGUUGCUUUGUUUUCUCUGUGA